Ectocarpus sp. CCAP 1310/34 is the source of this 537-nucleotide messenger RNA. The record is from the annotation of a GenBank genome assembly. Lineage: Eukaryota; Phaeophyceae; Ectocarpales; Ectocarpaceae.
AUGGAGGACUCCAGCUGCCUCUUGCUCGUACUGCCUCAAACAACGAUUUCAAGCACGAUCUGCAAGCCCCCCGGCAGGCCUCUUCACGCCCUGCAAAUGUUUCUGGAGGGGACAAGAACAACAGUCGGUCGGCGGCUCCUGCAUCUAAGAGCUGGAAGAACCGUUGGGGUGACCAAGAUUCGACGGCCAAGAGCAGGACGGACAACCACCGCCGCUCCACCCAGUCUUCGCGAGGGCGCGGCACCGGAUAUGGCGGGCGAGGGCGAGCCGUGGGGACCCAGCCUACCAGGUCUUCACCGGCGAGCCGCCACCGCCGGAGCAGGAGUCGGAGCGCAGAACGUCAACAGCGCACCAAUCCUUCGUCUAGGCGUGGUAGCAGCCGGAGCGGAGACCGUCGUGGGAGAAACACGCCUUCGUCUAGCCAUAGCCGCAGCCGGAGCCAAAACCGGAGCGGGGGCAACAGCAGGGCGACCAGUACUGACAGCGGUCGCGGCGGAAAAGGAGGACGGAAGUCAGGCCACGGUAACAGGCAAGUGA